Molecule: messenger RNA, 2103 nt
Organism: Protopterus annectens (West African lungfish)
Lineage: Eukaryota; Metazoa; Chordata; Ceratodontiformes; Protopteridae
Product: vomeronasal type-2 receptor 1-like
Exons: 4
Coding region: 1-2103 (700 amino acids)
Biological process (GO): G protein-coupled receptor signaling pathway
Cellular component (GO): membrane
Molecular function (GO): G protein-coupled receptor activity
Source: RefSeq, a predicted model, not a curated record
AUGAUUUUUGCCAUUGGAGAAAUAAAUCAAAGCUAUACUAUUCUACCAAAUAUUACCUUGGGAUUCUGGAUUCUGGAUUCCUGCUAUGCUGUGGGAAGGUCACUGGAAGGGACAAUGUGGUUAAUAACUGGUCAGAGUAAACCAGUUCCAAAUUACUGCUGCCAGUCACAAUUCCUCCUCUCAGCAGUAAUUGGAGACUCCUCAUCUGUGCGCACAAUCCCAAUGGCUAGAAUGCUAGGCCUCUCUGGAUAUCCUCAUAUCAGCUAUGCUGCAUCUGUUACAGCCUUAAGUAACAAGAUGCAGUUUCCUUCAUUUGUGCGAACAAUUCCUAGUGAUGAUGCACAAUCCAAGGGGCUUGCACAAUUAAUCAUCCACUUCAACUGGACCUGGGUAGGAAUUGUCGCCUCCGAAAAUGAAUAUGGUGAGAUUGGCAGUCAAAUAUUAAGAGAUGCCCUCAAUGCUAAUGGUGCAUGUGUAGCUUUUUAUGAAAUUAUUCCAGCUGUGUACUCCAAAGUUAAAAUUCAACGCAUUAUAGCAACUAUAAUCCAGUCAACAGCAAAUGCAAUCGCAGUCUUCUCCAGUGAAUCCAUAAUGCUCCCCCUUAUGGAUGGGGUGUCAAAGGUAAAGCCCAUUGGGAAAACCUGGAUAUGUUGUGAAUCAUGGUGUACCUCUCCUGUUAUAUCCAAGAAAGACCUUUUGGAAAUGUUACAGCACACUAUUGGAUUUGCACUUCCUCAGACUGAAACUUCAGAACUCAAAGCCUUUCUAUAUAGCAUCCACCCAUCCUCAUCACUUGAUACCUUGUAUGUUGACCUCUUUUGGGAAGAAGUAUUUGGCUGUAGAUGGGUGCAGUUAAACAAAACUAUUAUAUAUAAUACUGUCAAGAUUUGUGAUGGGAAAGAACAUCUAGAAAAAGUUAACAUCUCACUCUUUGAUGUCUAUAAUUACAAUGUAUACAAGGCUGUGUAUGCAGUUGCUCAUGCACUUAACGACCUUUUGUCUUGCUCCAAAAAUAAUGGUCCAUUUGUUAAUCAGACGUGUGCAAACAUUUUUGAUUUUCAGCCAUGGCAGAUCCCUCGUUCAGUUUGCAGUGAAAGCUGUGCUCUAGGUAACAGAAAAGCUUCUAUACAAGGACAGCCUACCUGCUGUUUUGAUUGCAUCCUGUGUUCUGAAGGUGAAAUCACUAAUCAGACAGAUGUGACGGACUGUAUGAAAUGUCCAGAAGACCACUGGUCCAGUGAUAACAGGGAUAAAUGCAUUCCUAAAACACCUGAGUUUCUUUCCUAUGAUGACCCUUUAGGCAUGACCCUAGCUGGGGCAAGCCUGUGUUUCUUCUUCAUUCCUUUCACCACAUUGCUUCUUUUCAUCAAGCAUCGUGAAACACCAAUAGUCAAAGCCAACAACCGGCAUCUCAGCUACCUUCUCCUUUUUGCCUUAAUGAUGUGCUUCUUGUGCGCCUUGGUUUUCAUUGGUUACCCAGUGACAGUUACCUGCAUGCUUCGGCAUGUUGUCUUUGGCACCAUUUUUGCACUCUGUGUCUCUUGUGUUCUAGCAAAAACCAUCACUGUGAUCAUUGUGUUCAGUGCUACAAAUCCCAACAGCAGUCUGAAGAAUUGGGUGGGACACAAACUACCAUUGUCUAUUGUACUUUUUGGGGUGAUGCUUCAAGUAUUUAUAUGCACUGCAUGGCUGGCAACAUCUCCUCCCUUCAAAGAGCUUGACAUGAUCUCCUUGAAAGGGAAGAUAGUGGUUGGAUGCAAUGAAGGAGCCACAUAUGCAUUCUGGUGCAUGCUGGGUUACAUCGGGUUGUUAGCAGUUGUUUGUUUUAUCCUUGCAUUUUUAGCAAGAAAGUUGCCAGAUACUUUUAAUGAGGCAAAAUUUAUCACGUUCAGUAUGUUAGUGUUUGUCAGUGUGUGGAUUUCCUUUAUCCCAGCUUAUUUAAGCACAAACGGAAAAUACAUGGUAGCCCUGGAGGUUUUUGCCAUUCUAUCAUCAAGUGCUGGUUUAUUAGGGUGCAUAUUCAUUCCCAAAUGUUACACAAUAAUUUUUAGGCCUGAUCUAAAUGUUAAACAACAUAUUGCUGGCAAAGGGAAGCAAAUAUAA